Molecule: messenger RNA, 1128 nt
Organism: Ctenocephalides felis (cat flea)
Lineage: Eukaryota; Metazoa; Arthropoda; Insecta; Siphonaptera; Pulicidae
Product: putative gustatory receptor 28b
Exons: 8
Coding region: 1-1128 (375 amino acids)
Biological process (GO): sensory perception of taste
Cellular component (GO): dendrite; membrane; axon
Source: RefSeq, a predicted model, not a curated record
AUGACGUUUGAACCAACAGAUUUUCAUAAAUCGAUUUUACCAGUAUUUAUUAUAUCAUUUGCAUCAGGAUUGUCACCUUUUCAAAUCACUGGAACUGCAGGUUAUCAGGAAUUCCACGUAACCCAACUCGGAAUCUUCCUAACUACUAUCCAGUUGUUUUUAUACGGGGUAUGUUUAAUAAAAGUGGUUAUAGAAUCCUGGAGUAUGGUGUCAUUUUUUUAUGAGAGUGAAAUAUCAAAAUUUGGGGACAAUUUCCAACUUUUGGUUGGUUUCAUAUCAAUGAUUUUGAUGUUUGCUGCCAGUUUGUUGAGAAGACAAGAACUAACCGAAGGAUUCCGCAUCCUGAACAAGAUCGACUUGGAACUCAUAAAAAUAGCAAUAUGGUGGGCAUAUGUGAUACCAAAUUUGAUGUUAUCCUUCGUAGUCCUGCAGUUUGUCAUGUCGAUGUAUGUGAUAACUGAUAGAUUGAUCUGUUAUAAUAAAUUGUUGAAGGAACUCGAAGAAUUUGAUAAUAUUCCUUGGAUAAAUGCACAUCCAAACAAGUUAUACACAGUUGCACCUAAUGGAAAUGUUUCUUUGUGCCAGCGUUACAAAAAACGUUAUGUCAUUUUGGAUUCAAUAGGAAAAAUACAUGAUGCAAUAUGUGAUGCUGCCGACUACUUAGAUAGAUUCUUUUCAAUACAGAUGUUGGUUACAUGUGCAGUUUCUUUUCUACUAAUUAUUUUUGGGAUUUACUACACGUUAAUAUCAUUCAGCAGUGAUGAUUCGGAUGUUUGGCACUAUUUUGGAGUAAUUAUGUUCUUUUCGAGCCAAACUAGCUCUUAUUUGUUCCAAAUUGUUGCUUGCGUGAAUAUGUGCACGCUUUUGAAUGAUGAGGCAAAAUCGUCUGAUGUGCUAAUAUUAAAACUGCUAAAUAAUAGCGGAGAACAAGAAAUAAAAAUGAGGUUAAGUCAAAUUUCGAUGCAAAUGAUGAAUAGAAAACCAUGUUUUACAGCCUGGCAACUUUUUACUAUUGAACGCUCCCUUUUGAGUUCUAUAGCUGGUGCUGGAUCCACAUAUUUAAUAAUACUUUUUCAGUUCUCAUUUCCUGUGAAAUGCAUCGUUGAACCACCAAGAAAUAGUACUUAA